GGCAACCCUGUAGCCUUAGCCAUAGCCAAGUGUGGGUCCAAUGUUUGUUUUGAUGUAGUUUAUGAAUGUGUUCGUCAGUGUGAGAUCGAGCAAUUUUUUGCGCGUGUUAAUCGUUUUGACGGAAUGUCUGCAUCAUUUACACAGUAUGUCGUGUGCGAGCUGUGCAACAUCAACCAUAAUCUUGGGAAAAAGCAUGUUUAUUCCAGGAAACAUCAGCAAAUAGUGAGCAAUGUGUUGACCAAAUUCGCGAAGAAGAUAGCUGACGCUAAACACUCCAUGAAAACCCCAGAAAUAUAUGACGUGCAAUGGGAACCGGGUGCCAAAGCUUGGUGUUACUUCUGCGUGUCUGAAGUCGAAAAGCACGAAAGAGACAUUGAUUUAGGAAUUGCCGUCAAAUGCCGGUCCUUUUUGUUACACUUAACCAGCUCGGAACACCUGGCAGCGUGCAAGCAUUUCUUCUGGAAGAAUAAAAUCAGUAAAGCGAGGGUGAGCCACUACGUUAUGGAAUCGUCAUUAUUAGACAGGUAUGAAGUAGCAUUGAAGGUUGCGAAAGAAAAAUACCUUCAGAAGGUCGAGGCUCUUCAUAAAAAGGUUGUUGAGGACAUCCGCACCAUGGAAGCCUGUCGAAAGGCAGCCUUUGCUUCUGAGUGGUUGACAUCGCAGUCAGGUUUGCCAGCCAGCUCUACUCAAGCCUUGACAGGUACAGCCACCCAGCCGGGAUGCAGCAGUUGGACAAACAGGCCUGUCAAUGGUCGCCAGGUAACGCAGGCACCUUCUUUGCGACCAAAGGGUAACAUCUUCUCUGGUGCUCGACCGCCAUGGCUGGAUGGAAGCGAUGAUGAUGACGAUGGCACUCUGGAAACAGCUGCACAACCUACGAUAGGCGAAAUAUCAAACAGCCCUAUUGGUCCAUCGGGGGACGACUUCAGGAAGCAAGUGGAAAAAGAAAAGCGCAACAGGCUGAACCCGAACAGAGUUGGGGCAAAUUUCGACCACGACUCUGCGACAUCCGAAGACUGGCUCCCUUCAUUUGGACGUGUGUGGAAUUUUGGCCGGAGGUGGCAGUCCAGGCAUCAGUAUAGGAAGGAAGAAAAGGAGAAACAGCAAAAAUGACAUUAAGUUGUGACACCGUUAUCAAUAAACUGUUUUCUGAAUGUU
Molecule: messenger RNA, 1158 nt
Organism: Ornithodoros turicata
Lineage: Eukaryota; Metazoa; Arthropoda; Arachnida; Ixodida; Argasidae
Product: centrosomal AT-AC splicing factor-like
Exons: 10
Coding region: 124-1113 (329 amino acids)
Source: RefSeq, a predicted model, not a curated record